Messenger RNA from Penicillium cataractarum, 2160 nucleotides. RefSeq lists its product as uncharacterized. Gene Ontology annotation, biological process: DNA repair. The coding region runs from base 1 to 2160 and encodes 719 amino acids. Gene Ontology annotation, molecular function: DNA binding; metal ion binding. The transcript is spliced from 6 exons. Lineage: Eukaryota; Fungi; Ascomycota; Eurotiomycetes; Eurotiales; Aspergillaceae. The record is from RefSeq and is a predicted model, not a curated record.
AUGCAGGCGCAAGGCUCCACCGCAUCGUCACCCCCGAACUUACGCUACAUCUCUCUCCGGACACCUCAACCUGUGCAGCCAGCGCCUCGUGUUGGGCUGAAACAGAUCCUCCUUAACAGCGCUUCUCAUGUCCCCGUGAUCAUGUCCAGGAGGACGCUGGGAGGAGGUCGUGUUCUAGGCACUCCGAGCGCACUCGCAUCAGCCCCGUCCCCGCAGCCGAAGCCAAGGGUGCUAUCGCCGACCACCAGCAGCGUUUCCCUCAGCUCCCAAACCUCCGCAUCUCAGUUCUCAGCCGAAACCCAAGACCUUACUUCACGCAUAUCUUUGGAGAAUGGCGAUACUUCAAUAUCAGCAGCCCCGGCCGCCCCGGGGGCUCGGCUGUCGUGUCCGAUCUGCAAUGAGGAGAUGGUGACUUUGCUGCAGCUUAAUAGGCAUCUCGACGACAUCCACCAGAAUUUAGAAGACGACAGACAAGAUGAAGUCAAGGACUGGUUCAAGGUGCAAAUGGAGAAGGCGAGGCGCUUCCAGCCUCUCGCUGUGCUGAACCAGAAGCUCAAGGGCUUGGACGUGUUCGAGUCGAACGAGAAUCAAACCACUUCCGCGGCCAGUCGCCCUCUAGCAGUCCACACAGGAGCACCCGAGCCCUCGAUUACCCCGAAAUUGCUAGAUCCCGAAGAUCUUAUCACAAAGGAACAUUGGCAAGCUCCUGGUCUCUAUGAUAGUUGCCUAGAGCCCUCGUGCGGUAAACGACUCAAUGCGACCAAUGGUUGCGUGAACUGUCGGAAAUGUGGCAAGCUUUUUUGCGAGGAACAUACAAUGUACCAGAUCAAACUAUCAAGGUCGGCACAGCAUGAACCGGUCAGAGGAAUUUGGGCUCGAGUUUGCGAAACAUGCUACAAAUCAAGAGAAGGCUACAACGAUCAUACUGGAUUUACGAGAGACCAAACGGAUGCAUUCAAGAAGAUUCGAAAGCAGACCGUUGACAAGGAUUUCCUCGAAGUCUCUCGCCUCGAGAAACGGUUAACACGUCUGACGCAGCUUUUGGCUAGUCUACCACCUGACCAAAUACAGAAUAGUUCAACGAAACUGUUCUCCAUUGCAUGGCAGAGUGAUCAACGGAAAUCUUUGGAGCAAACAGUCGUCAGCUGGCAGGACGAUGCCAGCGUCUCACGUUGCCCUUUUUGCCAGCAAGAUUUCUCUGGAUAUUCGUUCCGGAGGCACCACUGCAGAACUUGCGGGCAGGUUGUCUGUGGUGAUCCAAACACGGGCUGUUCCAGUGAAAUUGGAUUAAGCAUAGCGCCUCUUUCCAAAGCAUCAGAAAAGUCCACUGCAAAAGAUCUUAUCAGUGUUGAUGUGAGGCUUUGCAAAGAAUGCAAAAGUACAAUUUUCGAUCGCCGAGAUUUUGACGCAGAUGUCUCCAAGAAACCUCCCGAGGUCAGAGCAUAUGAGAACUUGGUGCAAUUCGAAAGAGGCAUCCGCCUUCAUUUACCCAGGUUCCAAAAGCUUCUUACUACAUUGCAAGAUCCAAGGCGGCCGCCGUCUCCGGCACAGCUCGCCGAUGCUUCGAAAGUCCGCAAGCGACUGAUCGAUUCCUUUGCAAAGUACGACGUUGCGGCUCGGCGGAUCCGUGAUCUACCAACCCCCUCCCCCACUCAACAGCGACUACAGAAAGCUAUAUAUCAACAAGCCAGCAAUUUCUUGCAUAUUCACAUGCUCCCCUUGAAAUCCCUUCCCAAGGUUCUUAAACAUGCGCCCGCAGGAGAUCUCACCCCUAGCCGUACGUCCUCUCCGAGCACACCAAUCAAUAGCUCUCCAGCCGGGGCUCGACCGCAAGACUCUGCGCUUGCCUCCAUCAAAUAUAAUAAUCGGAUUGCUGCUAGUGGCAGCACCAGCAGCCUUGCCAGCGAUGCUAGCAGUGCCGUAUCAGCACUCGAGGCGGAAGAAAAAUCCCUUCGAGAACGAUUGAUAGUCCUCGAGGAACAGAAAUUCUUUGUUUCCGAGAUGAUCGCAGACGCGAACCGCCGACGCAAGUUUGACGAAGUGAGCAGUCUAGCGGUGAAUGUCGAGGAUCUAAGUCGUGAAAUCGACAGAGUUAACGGGAUGCUCGCUGGACUUGAUUUUGAAGGCGUUUACACUGGCAAUUUACAAGCCAAUGCAUGA